Marmota monax (woodchuck) is the source of this 7928-nucleotide messenger RNA. It is a transcript of the gene Srrm4, whose product is annotated as serine/arginine repetitive matrix 4. The coding region runs from base 310 to 2112 and encodes 600 amino acids. Lineage: Eukaryota; Metazoa; Chordata; Mammalia; Rodentia; Sciuridae. Gene Ontology annotation, molecular function: mRNA binding. The transcript has 13 exons. The record is from RefSeq and is a predicted model, not a curated record. Gene Ontology annotation, cellular component: nucleus. Gene Ontology annotation, biological process: mRNA processing; neuron maturation; regulation of RNA splicing.
CCUCUGCUCUCCCAGCGCUGCCGCGGAAGCCGGCCCUGCUGGCCCUUCCCGGGCUGCGCAGCCCUGCGAGCUGGGAGCGCAGCCCAGAGCCAGCCCAGAAGGCGACGAAAGCCGGCGGACGAGCCCUCUGGCCCCGCUGCCUGUCCAGACCCGGGCGCCCCAUCCCCCGCCCCGAACUCGGAUCCUCCCACCCCACCCCUCUGGCUUUCCCGCGGACAGCGCCCGGAGCCGGCUGCGCCCCCGUUUGGAAGCCACGUUUCAGCACUUCGGACAGCGCCCGGGCGCCCCGCGGGCCCCUUGGGGUUGGCUAUGGCGAGCGUUCAGCAGGGCGAGAAGCAGCUUUUUGAGAAGUUCUGGCGAGGAACCUUCAAAGCGGUGGCCACCCCGCGUCCCGAGAGCAUCAUUGUUGCUAGUAUCACGGCCCGCAAGCCGCUGCCAAGGACAGAGCCCCAGAGCAGCCCCAUAGGUCCAGCCCAGGAUGGACCUUCAGAAAAACUGGGUCAGCGUCUGGCCACCGAGGCCUUGGGCACCAACAGCUGGGAGAGAGACAAGGCCUGCCGGGAGCUGGGUCCUGCCAGAGCUCGAAGUGCGUCCCUCGACAGAGACUUCACACCACCACCCUCCUCCAGGGGGAAGAAGAAGAAGAAGAAAUCUGCCCGGAAGAAGAGAAGGAGGUCCCCAUCCUAUAGCCCAUCGCCCGUGAAGAAAAAGAAGAAGAAAAGUUCCAAGAAACACAAGCGACGCAGGUCCUUCUCCAAGAAGAGAAGACACAGCUCCUCAAGCCCAAAAACCAAAAGAAGGGAAGAGAAGAGGCAUCAAAAGCAAUCUCGAAGCCGGCCCCGAAAAUCUCACCGUCACCGCCACCACCACUGGCCCUCGCGGUCCCAGAGCUCGGAGUCACGCUCCUCCAGUUGUGAGAGCAGGCACCGAGGCCGGUCCCCCGAGGAAGGGCGGAAGUCCCGCCGCAGGCACUCUCGCGGCUGCUCCAAGACCCUGUGCAAGGCCAGCCCCGAGGCCCGGUCCAGCCCCCCGCCCAGCCAGCCCCUGCAGAUGCUCAGCCUCCUGUCGGCCAGGGGUGUAAUCACUGGGUCGGGGUCUGCCGCUGACCCGUUUACCAAAACAGCCAGCCCGCUCGCCACCUCCCGAGGACGGUCCCAGGAGUAUGACUCCGGCAACGACACGUCCUCCCCGCCCUCCAGGCAAACCAGCUCAGCCAGGUCCCGGGGCCAGGAGAAGGAGAGCCCCCGGGGAGACCUGAGCAAGAGCCAGGAGCUCCACAGCGGGAACACCUCGGAUUCAGGGAACUCCUUCACCACCUCCUCUCCCCAGAACAAGGGGGCUGUUCUGGAGAAUCUCUCUCCCACCAGCAGGGGCAGAGAGUCAAGAGGAUUUCAGUCGCCAUGUCUGGAAUGUGCGGAGGUGAAGAAGUCCAGCUUGGUCCCCUCCACAGCCCGCAGCUCCCCCAUGAAGGAGUGCUCCCGUAGCUCCUCCUACGCCAGCACCCGGUCCUCCAGUCUCUCUUCUCGGUCCCCAAACCCCAGAGCCUCCCCCAGAUACACCCGGAGCCGAUCCACCUCCUCUGAAAAAAGGUCCUACUCCCGCUCUCCCAGCUAUUCCUCCAAGUCUGGCAAGAGGAGCCCGCCUAGCAGAAGCUCUCGAUCCCGCCGCAGCCCCAGCUACUCCCGCUACAGCCCCAGCAGGGAGCGGGACCCCAAGUACAGCGAGAAGGACUCGCGGCAGCGGGAGCGCGAGCGAGCGCGUCGAAGACGUCGAUCCUACUCGCCCAUGAGGAAGCGCCGGAGAGACUCUCCGAGCCACCUGGAGGCCCGGAGGAUAACAAGUGCCCGGAAACGCCCCAUCCCCUACUACCGGCCCAGCCCUUCUUCACCCAGCAGCCUCAGCAGCACCGCCUCCUGGUACAGCAGUAGCAGCCGCUCCGCCAGCCGCAGCUACUCCCGGAGCCGAAGUCAGAGCCGGAGCCGGAGUCGAAGUCGGAGCCGCAGCAGGACCGGCACCAGUAGCAGCUCGAGUGCCCGCAGCCCCAGCCUGGGCUCUCGGAGCAGGAGCCGCAGCUACAGCUCAGCAGGCAGCUACUCCAGCACGAGGCGCUAAGCAAGGGCCCUCCCUGGAGCCAGCUGCCCACAGGAACCCCUUUGGCUCUGCCAGCCUCCCCUACUGCCUGCCCUCCCUGCCUUCUCCCCGGUGACAGACAUUGAGGUCUCCCGGAUCCUGUCCUUCCUGCUUUUCUAGAGAGGAAGAAAAGAGGGUUACCGGGCUUCCCCGUCUAUGUCAGGCUGCUAGGAGCCUCUACCAGCACCAUCCUGGGGCUCACUCAGGCCUGGGCACAUGGAAGGAACCAUGGCAUUUUUGGCACAUACCAAAAAAAAAAAAACACUCUUAAGGUUUUGGGAGAAUUCAUGGGUCCAGGGCUGGAAAUGUGGAUCCUGGCCAGGAAAACAUGGUGACAGUCCUGCUCACAGGAUGUAUACAGAAAGUCAAGGGUAAUGGGUCCCACCUGCCCUCAUUCUACUUUCAUUCAGUUUCACGGCUGUACUUUUAUGGACCCCCAGGUAGGAGAGAGGUGAGAGAGGACACGAGAGCCCUUGAGGUCCCAGACAAGAGAGCAUCCUUUAAUCUCCCCCAGCAGACAAAGGCUGGAAGGCUCCUGGGUUCUAGAGGGAGAAACAUGCCCAAGUGGGGGACACAGAUACUGGAGCUGAUGGGAGGUGUCAGGAGAUGGGAGAAGUGUUCUCUGGUUACAAACAUAGAAGCCAAAAUAUGAGGCUCACCUGCUGUCCCCAGCAUCUCUGCACGGUCAGGGGAAGGAGCCGUGCAGGUUCCGGCUACCAGGUGGCCCCGCCCCAUGCCUUUGGGUAAGGUACUCUUUGCCUUACACAAAAUGCCUUCUGACUGUGCACAAGAGCCCUGAGGCUCCCCAGGAGAGAAGACAGUGGCACAGCCCCACUGCCCAAAUCUAGCUGGCACAAACCGAAUUCCACGGGACCAUCUGCUGAGCAUUCCCCAGGGCUGUGGCUAGCUGCCAGCCCCCAGCGCCAGCCAGUCUGGCCUUGCCCUCUGGCUGGCGCCUGCCUGCCCCCUCCCCACUGCCCAGGCUGCCACACCCUGGAUCCUACCCAGGUCAGCCUGGCACCCACCCUGUAGCCUAAGCCUCUCAGGAAGUUUACCAGGAUGAGCGCCUCAGUUGAGCCUCGGGGAGAAAGACCCAAAUCCAGAGAGUCUGCAGGCAAGGAAGGGGCUCCAGGGCUGCUUCUGAGGUUCCUUGUGAACUUAGGAAAGCUCCACCUUAUCUUCUGCCCUCACCCCAUCUUCCCCCCAGCCCAGGGCCGGGCAGCCAGGGUCAGCUGCCCUCUGCUUCACAAAUACCACCAGCUGUUUCAACCACAGAAGGUACCAGGAGCAGGCAGGCCAGGGCGAAGCGCCUUAAAAUAACCUCCCGGGCAUCCCCCUCACCAGCUGCCUGGCUCCGGAGGCUUGUGGGUGAAUUUCAAGUUUGUGGUGGCAACAGCAGCCCGACGGGACAUGUGUGGGGAAGCGAGAUCGGCCUUUCUGGAUCCUCCCCACCCGAAGGCAGGGUGACCUCCCCCUCCCCAGUCUUCCCCACCGUAGCAACACAGGGGCCAGCGACUACCCGGCAACCACCCUCAAAGUCCCCCGUCCAUCAGGAGAGAAGAGCAAGGCAGCGCGGACCACCCGGCCUGCCCGCCCACCACCGUGGCCUCUGGCCCAGAGCAGAGCCCCGCCCACCAGGCCUCAUCCACACCAACGCCACCGCCACAGAAGGCCGGAUGGCAGGUGCCCAGGACAGGGGCAGGUGCCCUGGGAGGGCAUGUACAGAAGCUGUAAAUAACCCUCUUCCCCGCCCAGGACCUAGACCUCACUGCAGUCUCCCUGCCUGGGAUAAAAGCUUCCAAACCUGCCUAGCGGGACAGCUACAAGGGCCCCCGAGAGCUGCCUGACCACUGUCUUCAUUGGGACAACUCUAGGGGACCAUUCCACCUGGGGCUCCUAAGCAAACCUCUUAUUUAUUUUAUUUAUGUUUUAUUUAUUUAUUGAUAUGACCGUCCUUUUGUUUCUUACCAUUAGCAGUAUUUAAUUAUUUAACUAUUUAUUUAUUUAUAUGAAGAGGGAGUGUGUGUGUGUGUGUGUGUGUGUGUGAGUGUGUGUGAGUGUGUUUGGGGAGGGGGCUGUCUCCAUUUCUUUUGUGUCUCAAUGGAUGUGACUUUGCGGGGGGAUGGGAUGUUGGCCUUUUCUCCAAAAGGCUCUAAGCCAGGACCAUCUGGAGUUGACCCAGAUUGGACUCACGGGUCCCAAGAUCAUUACUGAGCCUGAGAGCAGUGAGGUCCAGGCCCCGUGUCCCAGCCCCUGCCCACCAGCUGCCCCACAGAGACAUCAGUGAAAAUAGCCAAGGGGCUCAGGGUUCACUCAUUGGGUCCCAGCUUGGAUUGGGGGCUGGACUCCAAAUUAGCAUGUAAGUCAAAGAUGCACAAAGUUGAGAUCCCCAGGGAGGCUCCCCAGCUGGAGAGACAGAUGCGCCAUCUCUAGGUGGGUCAGGUUCCAGCUGAGCACCUACUGUCACCUGGCCUGUGGGGGCCGGCGCGAAGGAGGAGAUGGUUCAGUACUGGCACAGCGCCUGGAUUGUUGAGGUGUGAAGUGGUGCUCACACCACAAGAAUCAGGCAGGACUGAGCUGCCCCGGGGGCAGAGGAGAUGCUCAUCUUGGCCUCACUCGGGGACACGGAUCACCCACUGCCUUCCCUAAGUGGUUUCACCCACGUUCCACAUGGUUCUGUGCUAAGUACCUCAUUCCCCCUCUGCUGAGAUUCGAAAGCUGCCCUGUUUGGUCCGCAGUGGACACAGGCAGCCUGGUCAAGAGGUACCAGCCAUCCAGAGAGAGAGAGAGACCCACAGCACUAGCCUUUUUCUGUGACCUCUUGCUAUUGCUAUUGGGGGAGGACGCAAACCGAUUUCUGGAAUCUGAGAAUACAGCGAGAUGAAGGGCAAAGCCAGAUGUUCCUAAGAAGGUCAUUUCUGAGCCCAUCCUGGGAACUAGAUCCAGAGACCUUCAUCAGGCCUGCCUCUGUGACCAGCUGGCAGUACCUUCUGGCUGCUGGCUGGAGAGGCGCCUGCCCUUUCGGAAGUCCCUCCCCCUGCCCGUGACUGCCAGCCUGCCUGGGCCAGCUGUGGCUUCUUGCAACUUUUGCAGCAUUCUUGGUUGUUUCCCUGGCAAUGUGACUGCCCCACUCUACCCCAACAAGGGAGCCCCCUACCCUGGGGAGAGUUGGCAACAAGAUCUCAUAGAUGCCCCUGUGGGUCGGGAGGAGGGACUCCAUCUCUCUCUCUCUCUCCUCUCUCUCUCUCUGUACUGGGAUGCUGGUCACCUUGAUUAACUAGAACCAUGGGUUCCUGGUGUUACUGGACCUCUGUUGGCUCUUCAUUGUCAAUAUCUUCUGCUUCCAGGAAACAGGACUUAGUGUUUGAAAGCCACUCAUAGUGACGAUGUAGCUCAAAGCCGAUACCCAAAAUGAGAGGGGGGUGCAGUGCAGGUCAAGCUUCCUGCCCCCCCCCCAAUUCCUUUGACCCUCCCGUGAGGAUGUGCACUAGGUAAGUGGAACUGGGCAGAUGGCUUGCUUUCCCUGUGCCCAAGUUCCCACCUCUGUGGAGUUUGGGAGAUGUUGCCCCGAGGCCUGGGAGGGUCUCCAAAGCCAGAGACAAGUCUCACCGACACUGAGACGGAACAGGAGGUUCUCAGUCACGAGAGGUAAAGACUAAAAAGCCAAAUUUGAAUCCCCUUCAGUUAGUUAGGAAGAGCCCCCAGCAGGGACCCUGCUCACUCAUCCCGUCUCGGUUUGCUCCCUACGUGGAAGGAAACUCCAAGAAGUUUCCUUCUUUCACCUUCCAGAAGCAGAAUAAAAUGGAGAUGUUGGAAAGACAUCAGGGGCUCCAUCUCAGGGGCCCCCAUCCCUUCCUUGGCUCAGACCCAUUCUCUUUCCCAAAUGGUCCAGUUUUGGAGAGGUUCCCCAAAAUGACAGAAAGCCCCUCUUUUUUCCCCCCCAACCCAGCCUCCAGCUUUUCUUCUGUUGUCUUCUGGCCACAAAUAUCUAAAAGAGUCCCCCGUGCGCUUGAGUCUCUCUUCUUCCCCCUCCAGCUCAAUAGGGCAUUUGGUCUGAUCAAAUCAAAUCCCAAGUACGACUCCUAAGCCGCGCCUCCCUCUCCAGUGGCCCAGUCAAUCCUGCUGGGACACUACAACCCACAGCAAGGAUUGAUCAAAACCCCUCCCUUCUCACUCUCCCACCAAGGAAUCGGUGUCAUGGACACCCUCCCUCUACCUGUGGCUGAUUUUUGUUGGUUUAUACAUUUGGGUUUUUUGAGUGUUUCUGUUUUCUGUUUGUUUGGUGGUCUUUGUUUUGCACUGUAAAUACCAUGAUAGGGACCCCUCCUUGGAACAUGGCUUAUUUAAUAAUUUAUUUGCUAUUUAUUGAGCGGUGUUGGGAUUGGGACAGGAGCGAGGCCACCUCUUCCCAAGAAUCCCUCCAACUCUGCGCUCCAGAGAUGCCGUGGGCCGCCGCAGCGCCGUCUCACCCAGGUAAUGAGUUCGAGACUCACCGAAACAAAUUGGAAUUGGCAGCAACAGAGGCUCCGGCCAUAGCAAUUAAGCUCCAAAUGGAACUAAAACACUGGUUUAUCUCCAGGAAAAACCUCAUUCCGAUGGAAAUUCAUUGAGGAAUCAAAUGCCUUCCCCGGGAACCAACUUCUCUUAAACAGUCACAGCUCCUUGAAAAAUAAAAGUGGAGAGAAUGAAAAAGGUCGCCCCUGGUCUGUAGCCAAGAGAAGCUACUCCGCCUCAUCUUGGAAGGAGCCAAGCCAAAGAGACUGGCGUCGCAUUUCUCUGUGCUUCUCUGGCUCGUGUGUCUGUGUGCAUGGAAGGGAAUGGGCCUCGGGCCUCAGUCUUGUCAUCUGUGAAAUGGGAAUUGGCCUGAGCGAUCCUGGCAGGGUGGGGGAGAGAGGGCUCUGGCUCUGACCCGGAGGACAGCUUCCUGUUGGAAUUUUUGUCCCUGGGUCUUCUGCGGUAGGUUGAACGGCAGCGACCAAGGACGGGAACAGAAAGGUGGGGUGUGGAUUUCAUCUGCUGGGGGAGGUCAUGAUAGCUGAGUUCUCGUGCCAACUAUGGGAGACCGCGAGGUGUCGUCCCCUUGAUAACUCCCGUGACUUGAGUUCAAGUCCUCUGUAUUUACCUUGAACUUCUCUCCAAGCCUAGUGGUCCACAGUCAUCCCAGGAGAGACCAAGAUGGUUUGGCUCUGCCCUGCAUUUUACCCCCGUUGGUGGUCAGACCUUGUUUUGUACAAUCAUUCAAGGAAGCCGGUGACGUAGGUCCGAGUACCACUUUUCAGAUGAGAAAACUGAGGCCUGGGAAGGGGGAGUGUUGUGCCCAAGUCCCUUGAGCUCAGAUGGGGCUGGCGGUGCCCCUCGUCCCCUUGGAAGCUCUUUCUCUGGGGGCGUGUGCUCUGAGGACUUUGUCUUACUUCUGUCCCACCUCUUGGUUUUCCUCCAAGUGUCCAUUGGCCAAGGACCUAGCAGAACCCACCACACUGGCCCAGGGGACUCGGUACACCUGAAGGCCAUUUCUCUACUCUGGGGCUGAGACUCCCACCUGGAAAACACUGAACCAAAGGAGCCAUCCCCAGUCCAGCCCAGCCUGACCAGCAAAUGCCCUGAGUGUCCACCUCAGAGGGAAAGACACUGCUGUGUCCUCCAGCGUCCUGGGACCCUGUCCUCUGCCCAGGGACACAGUGGCCACGGCUUGCUUGAUUUCUGAUCUCUACAACUAAGCCUAACCUCCCCUGGGUUUCCGGUUUUCAGUCUGUAUGGAACAUGUCUGUGUUCUAAUUAAAGGUCCAUGGUAUGGUGUU